This is a messenger RNA of Sparassis crispa, 3507 nucleotides long. Its product is annotated as Carbamoyl-phosphate synthase arginine-specific large chain. Lineage: Eukaryota; Fungi; Basidiomycota; Agaricomycetes; Polyporales; Sparassidaceae. Gene Ontology annotation, cellular component: cytoplasm; cytosol. The coding region runs from base 1 to 3507 and encodes 1168 amino acids. Gene Ontology annotation, biological process: UTP biosynthetic process; L-citrulline biosynthetic process; 'de novo' pyrimidine nucleobase biosynthetic process. The record is from RefSeq and is a predicted model, not a curated record. The transcript is spliced from 9 exons. Gene Ontology annotation, molecular function: ATP binding; aspartate carbamoyltransferase activity; metal ion binding.
AUGGGACUUUUACGUCUCUAUCCUGGUUGGACCUCACGGCUCCUUCAGUGCAGCCGAAGCCCACGGCUCACUCGACAAUUCCAUGUCUCUCGUUUUCGGUCUGCGCCUUGCCCUUCAAAACCCGUCCACGCGAUACCCCAGGCCGCCGUUGGCUCUUAUACGCAGCAGGAUGGCGGGCACGUUCUCAACUCUCCUUCUGAACUCGCUCGCCGACUGUCCGCGAAGGUACUGCCAAAAAUCCCCCGGCCCAAUGUGCGCAAGGUCCUCAUCGUCGGCAGUGGUGGUCUCAGCAUCGGUCAGGCGGGCGAAUUCGACUACUCGGGUUCACAGGCGUUGAAGGCUCUGCGUGAGGAGGGCGUUGACGCGGUUCUAAUCAAUCCAAAUAUCGCGACAUGGCAGACGUCUCAUCAGCUUGCUUCCGAGGUCUACUUCUUGCCCAUUACACCGGACUAUGUUGCAUAUGUUUUGGAAAAGGAACGGCCUGACGGUAUCCUGCUUACAUUUGGUGGGCAAAGUGCUCUCAAUGUUGGAAUUGCAUUGGAUAAAAUGGGCGUCCUCGAGCGGCUCGGAGUUCAGGUGCUUGGAACACCUAUUCGGACCUUGGAGGUAUCGGAGGAUCGUGAUCUGUUUGUACAUGCUCUCAAGGAGAUUGAUAUUCCCGUCGCACAAUCCACUGCUGUAUCUUCGGUAAAUGAUGCACUGAAUGCUGCGGAGAAAAUCGGUUAUCCUGUCAUCUUACGGUCCGCCUUCACAUUGGGUGGUCUCGGCUCUGGCUUCGCCAACAAUUCAGAUGAACUGCGUGACUUGUCUGCCAAGAGUCUGAGUCUGAGUCCGCAGGUCCUAAUUGAGCGGAGUAUGAAGGGCUGGAAGGAACUCGAAUAUGAGGUUGUCCGCGAUGCUGCUGAUAACACCAUUAUCUGCUGCAACAUGGAGAACUUUGACCCGCUUGGCACACACACCGGUGAUUCCAUCGUCGUCGCUCCAUCACAAACCCUGCCCGAUGACGAGUAUCAUAUGCUGCGGUCAGCUGCGCUCAAGGUUAUUCGGCAUCUGGGUGUAGUCGGCGAGUGUAAUAUUCAAUAUGCACUUAACCCGACAUCCAGAGAGUACUGCGUCAUCGAAGUCAACGCGCGCCUCAGUCGCUCAAGUGCUUUGGCUUCGAAAGCCACAGGAUAUCCACUCGCCUACACUGCGGCGAAGAUUGCUUUGGGCUACACUCUCCCUGAGCUGCCCAACGCAGUCACGAAGACGACGACGGCAUGUUUCGAACCCUCCUUGGACUACAUCGUGACGAAAAUUCCGAAGUGGGACUUGGCCAAGUUCUCGGCGCAAGUGAACCGCGAGGUCGGCUCAGCUAUGAAGUCCGUCGGAGAGGUUAUGGCUAUCGGGCGCACCUUCGAGGAGAGUCUGCAGAAGGCUAUCCGGCAGGUGGACCCGCGCUGGAAGGGGUUUGAGGCGUACGUUCAGCCUGAAGACCUGGACUACGCUCUCAGCCAUCCCACCGAUAUGCGAUUGUUCGCAAUCGCCUAUGCGAUGUUCAACAAGCAGUACACGGUUGACAAGCUUCACGAUCUGACCAAGAUUGACAAGUGGUUCCUCUACAAGAUCGAUAACAUCGUUCAGACGGUCUAUGCGAUUAAGGAAGUCGGGUCUGUGGAGAAGAUCGACGAAGAGCUUAUGAGACGUGCCAAGUGCAUGGGUUUCUCAGAUGCCCAUAUUGCGGACCUGGUAUCGUCCACUGAGAACACUGUCCGUGCUCACCGCAAGGCGUUCGGCAUCACUCCCUUCGUGAAACGCAUCGACACUCUGGCUGCAGAAUACCCCGCUCAUACGAACUAUCUUUAUACCACGUACAACGCCUCAGAGCACGAUGUGGAGUUCGACGAGCACGGCACCAUGGUCCUUGGCAGCGGCGUGUACCGCAUCGGCAGCAGCGUGGAGUUCGACUGGUGUGCGGUCACCUGCGCCCGAAAGUUGAGAGAAAUGGGCCAGCGGACAAUCAUGGUGAACUAUAACCCCGAGACCGUGUCAACCGACUUCGACGAAGCCGAUCGGAUGUAUUUCGAAGAACUCGGUUACGAGCGGGUUAUGGAUAUCUAUGAGCUGGAGCAGGCGCACGGCGUCAUUGUCAGCGUAGGCGGUCAGCUGCCCCAGAACAUCGCUCUGCGGUUAAAGGACAAUGGUGUGAGCGUCCUUGGAACAGAUCCUGAGAAGAUUGACAAUGCCGAAGAUCGUCACAAAUUCUCGUCCAUCUUGGACAGCAUUGGGGUAGAUCAACCCGAGUGGACUGAAGUUACUUCUGUCGAAGAUGCCAAGACAUUCGCUCAGAAGGUCGGUUAUCCCGUACUUAUCCGCCCCUCUUAUGUCCUGUCGGGCGCAGCGAUGAACGUCGUGUACGAGGAGUCGGCUUUGGAAUACAACCUCUCCGCUGCCGCUUCGGUUUCCCCGCUCCAUCCUGUGGUCGUCUCCAAGUUCAUUGACAACGCUCAGGAGAUUGACGUUGACGCCGUUGCCUACCAGGGGAAGCUACUUCUGCACGCCAUUUCAGAGCACGUAGAGAACGCAGGUGUCCACUCUGGUGAUGCCACCCUCGUCCUCCCGCCCUUUUCCCUGACAGACGAGGAUAUGCUCCGCUUGAAGCAUAUCGCAGAGAAGGUUGCCGCGGCCUUCGAGAUAUCCGGGCCGUUCAAUAUGCAAGUUAUUCGCAAAGCUGCUGACGCUCCAGAACAGGAAGCCCUGUUGAAAGUCAUCGAGUGCAACUUGAGAGCCUCGCGGUCGUUCCCCUUCGUAUCGAAAGUUCUUGGCCACAACUUCAUCGAUGUUGCAACGGCUGCGAUCGUCGGACAGGGCGUGCCGGAACCUGUAGACGCGAUGGCAGAGAAACGUGACUACACUGCGAUCAAGGUUUCGCAAUUCUCUUGGACCCGUUUGGGCGGGGCAGAUCCUUUCCUGGGUGUCGAGAUGGCAAGUACCGGCGAAGUCGCAGCUUUCGGCCAGGACAUCCACGAGGCCUACUGGGCAGCUCUACUCAGCACUACAGGCUUCAAGGUUCCGCGUGCCCACACCGGUGUCCUUCUCGGCGGCGAUACUACCAAGCCUGAGAUGAGGACCGUUGCAAAGGGCUUGAUCGACCUAGGAUUCAAGCUCUACUGCUCCUCGCCUGUGGUGGAAGAAUUCCUCAACAGCAUACCGUACGUUUCCGCCAAGCGCAUAAUUUUUCCCACCAAGGACAAGCGCAAAUUGCGUGAAGUCUUUGAUGAGUAUGAUAUCGAGUGUGUCAUCAACUUGGCGAAGGCGCGAGGAACAGGUGCGACCGAUGAGGAUUAUGUCGCUCGCCGCAACGCUGUCGACUUCGGCUUGCCAUUACUGAACAACGCUCGAUGUGCGCAAUUAUUUGUGGAGAGCCUAGCGAAGAAGAUCCCGCAAGGCGGGUUGCGCAGCUACACUGAAGGUAAAAUACCCUCGGAGGUACGAUCCUGGCGCGAGUUCGUCGGAAGGAGGGCAUGA